Paramormyrops kingsleyae is the source of this 3746-nucleotide messenger RNA. RefSeq names its product forkhead box protein L2-like. Gene Ontology annotation, molecular function: DNA-binding transcription factor activity, RNA polymerase II-specific; RNA polymerase II cis-regulatory region sequence-specific DNA binding. The record is from RefSeq and is a predicted model, not a curated record. NCBI's taxonomy places the organism in Eukaryota, Metazoa, Chordata, Actinopteri, Osteoglossiformes, Mormyridae. Gene Ontology annotation, biological process: cell differentiation; regulation of transcription by RNA polymerase II; anatomical structure morphogenesis.
UAACCCCAAAAGUCAACUUUUUUCUAGCAUCUUAUAUGAAUUGUACAUAUAGAGUGUUUUCUCUUAAGUUUUCAGCAUUGCGUGUUAAAAUAUAUACUUCAUCGGUGGAAGAGCACGGUUUUUUAUGUUUGGAUUUGCGUAACGAUGGUCACCUACCAAAACCAUGGAGAUGACGCGAUACAUUUGAAGAUCCGAGAUGCUAACACGACCACGGACAAGCAACGCAUGGAAGAGGAGGCUGUACAGGAAAAUGGCUCGGAGAAGACACAAAGAUGCCAGAAACCCCCAUACUCCUAUGUCGCACUAAUUGCCAUGGCUAUUCAGGAGAGUUCGGAGAAAAGGCUCACUUUGUCAGGCAUUUACCGAUACAUAAUCACCAAGUUCCCUUUUUACGAGAGAAACAAGAAAGGCUGGCAAAACAGCAUACGCCAUAACCUGAGCCUCAAUGAAUGUUUCAUCAAGGUACCCCGGGAAGGCGGCGGCGAGAAGGGAAACUACUGGAUCAUAGACCCCUCAUGCGAAGACAUGUUUGAGAAUGGGAAUUACAGGAGGAGGCGGAGAAUUAAGCGGCCCCUCAGAUCGUCGCCGACUCACUUUCAGUCGGGGAACUCCUUUUUCAGUGAGGAUAGUUAUGGCUGUUUUGCCCCUUCGGGGUAUCUGCAGUCUGGGUUCAUGAAUACUCCCUCGUCGAUCGGGCAGCAGUCCAGCCCGAUAUCCUACACUUCUUGUCAGAUGGCAGGUGGCACGGUACGUCCAAAGCAUGCCGAGGAUGUUUCUCCUAAUUCCGCAUAUAAUCCCUACUCUCCAGUGCAGAGCAUGACUCUGUCCGGCAUGAUGAACACCUACAACGACUGGGGCUAUCCUUAUCACCCCCACUCUCAUCACCUGCAGCAACUGAACCCAGCCACGGCGGCAUGUCCGUCGGUCCCCUGUGCCGGGGCUCAUACCUUUAACCUGCCGACGCCUGUCAACCUCCUAAGUUACCCCUAAGGCGUAUUCAGGAUCACGACAGCGCGCAAAAACAUUUAAAUAAACGAAAAGCUGUCAGUACUCAUCAUUGUAUGGAUUUUCACUCAAAACGUAUCUCAUAAUACUUGAUUUCAGAUCACCGUGUCUAUGCUGAACAUUUCCCAGGGUAUGUUUGAGAUGUUUCAUUCUUCGUUUGUGCAAAGAAAACAUCGAAAGGGAACGAUGAACAGGGAGAACUAUAUGAGUGUCUUUGAGUCAAAGAUGCACGCUUGGGAGGCAGUUCGCAAUUACUUUUUUAAGAUUCAUAAGAACUACACGGAUGCUGCUCAGCCAUUGACUUGGUGUUCCGUUUGCAGUUUUUACUUUUUCUGUUGUGUUAAGCUUGGGUAAGUCGAUUUGGCAUUGCCAUUACGGAAAAAACUGCUAAGCAACGAAGUGAUUUGUUUAAAAAAAAAGACAGUGCUUAUCAUUUCUUCAUAUUUUUGUAUAGUUUUCAAAUGCAUAACCAAGCUCAUAACGGAAAAAAAACAUUUCGUUCAGAGUAACAUUUAGAAGUUUAUUGUAAACGCUUUCCUACUUGUUGCGUUUCGGUUGCGAACUAAGACAGUAAAGCCGAAACGAACAAAUAGAUUGAUAUUGAUGCUCAGAAUUGCAAUCAUCAUGUGUAUUCUAGAGCGAUUCAAAGGAAUAUGCAUUAAAAAUGAUUGACUGGCAUAUUGUGAUAUAGAAACAAUUCCUAACCUAACCCCUUAUUUAAAAAGCUAUAGUGAUACUACAAGAAACUAUAAGAUCCCUGUAGCCCUGUAUAAUACUGAAAUAGUAAUCUAUCAUACUUUUACCUCCAUGUAAUAUUCUGUCUAUAGUAGUGCUGUCUAGUAGUAUUCUACAAUACUUGUGUAGUACCCCAUUGUAUUUAAUAGUACUGUGAUAGCAUUCAGUCUCAGUAGUAGUUCUGUGAUAUUUUUGAUAGUUUUACUAUAGGAAAUCAAAUAUUUGCGUAAUAAAUUAUGGUGUUCAAGAACUCUUAUAACAUUCAGUCUGUGAUAUCUAUGAUAUUUAUACGUGAAUGUCUACAGAUGCAGCAUACCAAACUAAUGUGAAGUUCAAGUUAUGUAUCAGUAAUCAUUUUAGACGAACUGCAUAGGAAAAGUGAUUUAGGGACAUAACAAAAGGUGUAAUAAAAAUUACAUGCAUAAUUACUUCUCUACAAGUUACUGCGAUAUUUAAUUAUUUUAUUCUGUUUGCAACAAGUGGCUAUUUUAAGAAGGUUUAUUUGCAAUUUUCAAAAACACAAACUAAAUGUUACCGAAUUAUUAUGUAUUAUUGAUUAUCUUUAGUACCGCUUAAUCGGUACAGAGUCGUGGCUGGAAUUUAUUAUUAGAUUGAAAAUUCUAUUAAUGAUUCAGUUGGCAUGGGUGAAACUAUUGACGAACACAAACCAAGGGACGUUUCUUGUGGUUUUACCAGCAUAAAAUUGCUAAAUUAUUAGAAUUUAUAUUAUGUCGCGUUCAUUUUUUGUGAUUAUCAACCUAUCUACAAAUUUAUGAAAUGAAAGAUAAAACAUAAAACUGCAGACACUCAGUCAGCUUGGACAAAGGAAUACGAACAGGCCUACAAUCAAACAUCACAAAAGCAAUAGGAACAGGCCUAGAAUCAAACAGCAAAGGAAUACGAACAGGCCUACAAUCAAAAAGGUCGCAUUAGAGGGUCUCAUUACCGUUUGGAGUUGUACAUAUAAGCUACAUUUAUUAAAUUAGUUCAAAUACACCACACAAACAAUUUUCGGGAUCUGAUUGUUCUUUGACGUGUUUAACCAGGUCUGCGGUGGACUUCAGAAAUAAUCUUAAAGACUAACGAGGAACUUUACAUUAAACAUGUGGAAUGUGUUUAAGAGUUCUAAGAAGGUUUGUCUACCUACUUAGUACUUUUUUUAGUACUUAAGUACUUUUUGAGUUAUGUUAUGUGUUAUGGUCACGUUAUAAGUUUAAUGUAGUCUUAACUGGAGUUUGCGUAUAGUCGACUAAUAACUAAAACGGUAGGUCUACAGCUAGGUAGCGACGCUACAGACCAAUUUCUGUUCUGAGAAGAAUAAUACAGGCAGUGGGUGUAAUUUUCACUUCACGUCUAUUUAUGACAUUCAUCCUUAGCAACUGAAUUAUCACAUAUAUGUGUAUUGUAUGUUAUAUAUUAUAACAAGCAUUUCUAAUUUGAAGGAUCGUUUACAAUUGAACUGUUGCUGUGUAAACCGGACAGUUUACAUUUAGUCAGGAAUGAACAGGCCUAAUGACAACCACUCUCGUUGCCGCCAUGUGCUUCUUUAACAGCUUAAUGAAUGGGUCUAAAAUAGGAAUUGAAAAACUGAGCCUGAUAUAUACAUAAUAGUAUGGAUACUGUGUGGGAAAAAAAUCUGUUAUUAUUUUAACUGCCAUCACGAUGCUUUCAGAGGGUAAUAUCAUUUGUUAUGGGGAAGUUUUAUUGUUCAAAUCCCAAUAUUCAACUCUGUGUAAUGUAAAUCUGAACAAACUAUGUAAAUUGAAUCGGAUCCUGAUGACCUGUCCUAAACAAUUUCAUCACAAAGUGGUCAGAUUUUUUCCUAAGACAACGCACAUAUUUAAAAAGUACGAAUUAUGUUGAGUGGAUAAUUAAUUUAAUGCUUUAAUUUGAUGAUGAUUAGUUAUAAGCACAUACAUAAAUGCUUAUUGUAAUAAGAACUGUAUACCAUGCAUAGGCCUAAUAUUCACAUGCCCACGUUCUGAAAUAAACUAUCUUUCGUAAAA